AUGUCGAGCAACUUCCUUUUGCAUAUUUCCUUGCGUGGAUCAUGUGCCAGAAUGAUGAUGUCGGAUUCACACUUGAUCUCCAGACUUCAGGACUGGACAGAUUUUUACAGUUUUGUCGUGAUACUCUUUCUGUUUCACUUUCCCUUUUACCUUGACCUUGCGUGCUCCUUUAGGUGCCAACAAGAUUUCGUACACUGGAAGUACAGCCUAUGGACAAAAGCAAUUGAGAUAAAAACUGUUUUACGGGAGAAACUAAAGACCCUUACAGAUAGUGAGUAUGUCAGCACUGUGAAGAAAAAGCUGGAUGCAAUUAAAAAGAAAAGAAGAAAUAUUCAAAGGACGAAGCAAGAGUGGUGUUUAGAAAAACUGGAACAAAAGGCAAGGAUGGCAGAAAAGGAAGCGAAGAUUGAAAAAUGGAGAAUGAAUUGUAUCCGAGAAGUUGAAGAGAAGAAAAGGGAGCGUGAACUAAAAGCUGCAGCCGACAGUGUCUUGUCAGAAUUGCGGGAAAAAAAAGCAGAUGCAAAGAGAUUAGCGGAUAUCCUCUGGGCUCUCAAGAAGUUACGGAAAUUGAAGAAGGAAGCUGCAGCUAGAAAAGGUGUUCAUCCUCUUGCUUCUGCUGAUGAAAAUUUUGAGCAUCAUAUUGAAAGGCUUAGAAAAUUAAUUAAAAAAUGUAGUGAUCUCUACGAUGCAGAAGAAAGAGCCUUGAGAGUUAUGCUGGAAGGGGAACAAGAAGAAGAAAGCAAAAGAGAAAAUGAGAAAAAAAUGAAGAAAGAGAGGGAGAAGUUAGAAAAACAGCAACGUGAAGUUGAAUCAAUGCUAUUUGGAGAACCAGAUUUGCCUGUAGACCACCCACUACAACCGUUUCGUCAAUAUUACUUGCAAGCUGAACAUUCUUCUCAUGCACUUAUUCAAAUCAGGCAAGAAUGAGAUCGAUACCUUGUCCCAGGAGAUCAUCCUGAAGGUAGCAGUAUUCCGCAAGGUUGGGUCUUUCCAUGUCCACCUUCAUCAGACGUAUGGCGAACUGCACUCAAACAGAACGAAAGUUGAUGUCCUUCUCUUUAGCUUAAGAUUUUUUUUGGUUAAAGAUGAGCAUCUGUUUUAUAAUAAAUAAAUGUG
Messenger RNA from Mobula hypostoma (lesser devil ray), 1116 nucleotides. RefSeq names its product programmed cell death protein 7-like. The record is from RefSeq and is a predicted model, not a curated record. NCBI's taxonomy places the organism in Eukaryota, Metazoa, Chordata, Chondrichthyes, Myliobatiformes, Myliobatidae.